This is a messenger RNA of Cylindrotheca closterium, 585 nucleotides long. NCBI's taxonomy places the organism in Eukaryota, Bacillariophyta, Bacillariophyceae, Bacillariales, Bacillariaceae. The record is from the annotation of a GenBank genome assembly.
AUGAGCGGAAACAACAAGAGUCCACCACUAAUCCACCGGAAACUCGCAGUUUUGGGUUUUCGGGCAGUUGGAAAGAGCUCACUUACAAACUCUUUUGUCAAUGGGUCGUUCUCAGAGGCGUAUGAUCCAACGAUAGAAGCGACAAUGUCAAAGCUUGUAAGAUUUCGAAAGGUCCAUUUUCAAUGCGAUAUAGUUGACACAGCUGGCAUGGACGAAUACUCAAGUCUCUCUCGGAAUGCUUCUUUGGGAGUACAUGGGUACGUGUUAGUCUUUUCGAUUACAUCGCGGCAAUCGCUUGACACGGUGUCUCAAGUGAACGAUGUGCUCUUGAAUACACUGGGAGAUGCCCCAGAGGAUCAAGUGCCGAGAGUAUUGGUUGGCUCCAUGAAGGAUCUCGAUGGUAUGAGACAAGUUAGCCAUGAAGAAGCUUCAGCUUUUGCUCGAUCCAUCGGGGCGCCGUAUGUAGAAUGCUCUUCCAAGACGGGUGACAAUGUGGCAGAUGUCUUUCACACAUUACUAAAGGAAAUCGAAAAAGAUGACGGUCUGCUCAACGAAACCGGCCCCAGUCCUUGCCUCAUACAAUAA